UAAAAAUAAAAUUCUAUCAACGGAAUUUUUUCGCAAACAAAAAUUGAAUACAAAAUUUAAUUUCGAAACAAAAAAGUGGUAUCCAAGAGUUGGUCUCUUCCCAGGAGUCCAGGUUUAGCAUCAUCAUCGUCUCUGGUUAAAUCCUUCAUUCCACAUGGAUUUAUUUGUCAGUGAAGUUGCUGCUGUUUUGGCUACCUGCUGGAAAUAUUAAUUUUGCAUUAAUUUGGUCCAGGAGUUUGCAAGCGCGUGGCGUUACUCUAGAAAAGAACAAAAAAAAAAAAAAAACAAAAUACAUAUUUUAACACAGGAGCCGCGACCCGUUAGUGGUUUUCCUGUAAAAUAAAAAAAAUAAGAAAAAAAAAAAUACAUACAAGAGGAUUUAACUGGAAGAAGAAAUAUACAACAUUUGAAGUUGUUGAAGUGGUGUGGUUUCCUUGGCAAUUGUUUACGAACAUUUUCGUUUUCCAAGCGGAUAAAGGUAAAAAAGAAGAAGGCGUUUUAGAUGCCUUUCCUAGAAUGCCAAAUGGAAAAACCCUACUAGACGAGAAGCAACAACAAGGAUACUUGACUAAGUAUUGUUACAUUUACAAAAUCAACUAUAACAACUGGCUUAACAUAAAAGAAGAACAACUUGAAACUGUUUUAAUUGGAAUCGUUGUCGUUGUUGUCGUCGUUUUCUGUUGCAAGUGGAAACUUGAAAAAUGGAUUGGAAAACAAGAUGGAGACGAUGGGGUUGCAUGUAGCCUUCACCACCUUCAUUUGAGGGUGGGGAGGGCAUCCAAUGAAGUAGCAAAUCAAUUAAAUAUACUAAAACCCGCCGCCGCCGCCGCCACUGCUGCUGCUGCUGCUUCCGUACUCAAGAAGAAAAAUAAGGAUCAAGAUUUAUAAAAAAAAAAAUAUAUAUAUAAAAAACAACAACAUUUAAAAACGAAGAAAAUAAAUAAUAAAAUUAAAAACAACGGCAGAAGCAAUAAUAACAAAUGGUGGUGGACUAGCCACAUUUAGCUGGAAGAAUGCACCGUUUGCGUACCACCUUUACAAGGUCACGUACACCAACUGGGGCCGAAAUGAAAACACAAAAUAGUCUUGAAGUACCCAAACAGGUACGUUCGGCAUCGUUUGAUGAAAUGCAACUCGAAGCACAACGCAGUACAUCGCAUCUGCUAAAACAGCAAUCAUCCUCGUCAGCCGAUGAACGUUCUUCGGAUACGGGACUCCUACAAGUGCCUCAGCCCGCAUCGCAACGUUCUCGAAGUUUCGAUUCGGCUGGCAGUGAUGAUUCGGGGACAUUCUUGGAUGUCCCGCGUCGCAUUCGCGCCCGUCGCUCCUCCAAUACAAAAACUCCCCCGCCCUGCUAUCAUUGUUUGUAUUUGGAAGAGUACGAGAAGCAGGUUAGCGCCGAGCAGCGAUUCUUCAUUGACCAUCGGGAAUUAAAGUCACUGAGCUAUAGCACGAGUUGCAGUGAAGAUGAGGACGAAGAUGAUGAGAAUGGUGGUGAGCCGGUCGAUCAUCAUCAGCGACAGCGGACUCAUUCGGCGACAACGAGCGAAGAUGAAGGCGUCGACGAUGGCAGUCCUCAAUUCGGCAAUACCCUGAUGCCGCCGCCACCAACCCCACCGUGCAAUAUUACCUUCACUCUGUCGCCGACAAAUGGUGACUUUGAGCCGCCGGUGUUUCCCUUCGAACACGGAUCGCCGCCCGUUUCGCCUAUGUCUUCCUCAAUGUACCUGUCUGCCACAACACCGCAAUCGCCGUCGAUUGAAUUUAUGCCCCAUUCGCCUUCAAUAGAACUCCCGCCCCCCGAACCGUGUAUUACAGUGGCGCCCGAUGAUGACGAAUCCAUAUCAGUGCCUCCUGUUCAGUUGCGACAACGUCGUCGUUCGAUAUCACGCCAGGAGGCAAUAUUUGUUGAGCCCACUGGUAAUUCCCUGGAGAAUGUCUCCCAGGAGGAAGAACAAAACCAGGCAGCGGCAUCAUCAACAGCAGCAGCUCCAACAACAACAACAACAACACCCGCGCUCGUAGUUCGUGAUAUUUAUUUGGCCGUGCCCGACCUGAGGCGCGACCGUGCUGCAUCGGUGGACUCGUGCUUCUCGAAGGUUUCAUCGACUGGCAAAACGGAAGAACUGAAACCGAACGAGGACGGUUGUUUUCUGACGGUGCCGAAUAUCAAUGCGACGAGGUCGCGUUCUGUUGACAUUGUCCUGCCGACCGAUGAACAGGCUCGUUACAAGGCUCUGGCGUUGACUGGCUCAUCCGGGAUCUAUGCUGAAGGAAAAGGCGUAAAACGAACUAUCCGGAUUAUUCCAGAUUGGACGGAAAAUGCCAUUCAAGGUGAUCAUUAUUGGAAGGCAACAGCGGCCUCUGGUGAUUUGUGCUGUGUGGAUAACGAGUGCAAGAAAAAUGGGCCUCGUAUGAAAUGUUCAGCAUGUCAACUAAUCGCUCAUCAAAAUUGCAUUCCCAUUGUCAAUGAAAAGACUCAACUAGCGUGUAAGCCAACAUUUCGUGACGUAGGUGUAAGACAAUAUAGAGAGCAAACAACAACCCAUCAUCAUUGGGUUCAUCGACGUGCCGAGAAGGGAAAAUGUAAACAAUGUGGAAAGGCUGUGCAAGGAAAACUGUUUGGUUCCAAGGAAAUUGUUGCAUUAACCUGUGCUUGGUGUAAAGAUGUCUAUCAUAACAAGGAAGCUUGCUUUAAUGCAGAACGCAUUGGUGAAGAGUGCUCUUUAGGAAACUAUGCUCCGAUUAUUGUACCACCAUCAUGGAUCGUUCGACUUCCGAAUAAGGGAAAUUUCAAAUCAUCAUUGAGAAAGAAUACUCGCAAGCCAUCGAAUAAGAAGAAACCAAAAGAAAAAGAAACAAGAGCUUUUAUUGUAAAGCCAAUACCAUCGUCUGAGGCUAUACCUGUGAUAGUAUUUAUAAAUCCUAAAAGUGGUGGUAAUCAGGGAGUGAAACUGUUGGGAAAAUUUCAAUGGAUUCUCAAUCCCAGGCAGGUUUUUGAUUUAACACAAGGUGGUCCAAAAAUGGGUUUGGAAAUGUUCCGAAAAUCUCCCCAACUUCGAGUUUUGGCAUGUGGUGGAGAUGGUACAGUCGGAUGGGUACUUUCGGUUUUGGAUCAAAUUAAUAUACAACCUCCACCAGCUGUUGGUGUCCUGCCACUUGGAACGGGCAACGAUUUAGCUCGUGCUCUUGGAUGGGGUGGUGGUUAUACCGAUGAACCAGUUAGUAAAAUUCUUUUCGAAGUUGGUAUGUCUAAUAAAAUUUUAAUGGAUCGUUGGAGAGUUGCCGUUACACCAAAUCCUGAAGCUGAACCUACAGACAAGGGCAAGGACAAUCUACCCUUGAAUGUUAUCAAUAAUUACUUUUCAUUUGGAGUUGAUGCUCAUAUUGCCUUAGAGUUUCACGAAGCACGUGAAGCUCAUCCGGAGCGAUUUAAUUCGCGUCUCCGCAACAAAAUGUACUAUGGCCAAAUGGGUGGCAAAGAUUUGAUAUUACGAAAGUAUAGAAAUCUAGCUGAUUGGGUUACAUUGGAAGCCGAUGGCGUUGAUUAUACACCCAAGUUAAAAGAAGCACGUGUUCAUGCAAUACUUGUACUAAAUAUCCCGAGCUAUGGUGGUGGCACUCAUCCAUGGAAUGAUUCUUUUACCAAAUGCGUUCCGGCAAUGGACGAUGGAAUGUUUGAAAUUGUUGGACUUACAACAUACCAGCUGCCAUUCCUUCAAGCUGGUGCCCAUGGAACUUGUAUUGUUCAAUGCAAGAGUGCGAAAAUUGUAACCACCAAGACGAUUCCAAUGCAAGUCGAUGGGGAGGCGUGUCGUGUAAAGCCGUCGAUAAUUGAAAUCGAUCUGCUCAACAAGGCGGUAAUGCUGGCCAAGCGAAAACAUGGACGAACUAAUGUGGCAACCACCGGUCUUGAUCCAUUGCAUAUGAAUAUCCUACGCAUAACAAUGCCCAAUUAUGAGCAAUAUCAUUGGGACAAGGAUAUGCUCAAAAAUACAGCUGUCAAUUUGGGCAACAUAGAAAUUGAUCCGGUUUCUGAUUUGGAACAAGUUCGAAAUCAAAUCAAUAAAUUCUUUGAAGAAUCUGAAUCCACAAGUUAUCCAAAAAUGUCACAAGAAUGGUGUUUUGUGGAUUCUUGUACAGCUGAACGUUUCUUUCGUAUUGAUCGUGCACAGGAGCAUUUAUAUUAUAUUACAGACAUUGGUUCGGAUGAUGUAUUUGUAUUAGAUCAAGAAUGUCCAACUUUACCCCAAACACCAGAUCAAGAACGUUCAUUUGCAGCAUUCCAACAAAGACAGGAAGAAAAUGAACGUCGUAAUAUUGAUCAGACUGGACGUAGCACUAAUACGGUGAGGACUAAAAUAAGAAAAGCUGAAUACAAAUUCAAAAGCAACAGACAAAGAUUGUUCAGCUUAACAGAAGAUUGUCUUAACUUAAGCUCUGUUGUGGAAAAAACUUCCGAUGCCAUAUUAUUAGCAGCCCAACGUGGCGAUAUAAAUUUGUUACGUGCAUUACAUGAACAAGGAUUCUCAUUAAAAUCAGAAGACACGACAGGACAAACUGCUUUACAUAUUGCAUGCAAAUUAAAUCACAAAAACAUUGUUAAAUAUAUGAUAUCGUGUGCACCACAUAAUAUUAUAAAUAAGACGGAUACUAUUAGGGGAAGCACCGCUCUCCAUGUGGCCGCUGCAAAUAAACGCCGCGACAUUUCUGUGAUGUUAGUGGCGGCUGGUGCAAAUCUAUCAUUGCGUGACGAUCACGGUUGUACACCAAUGAUGAUUGCAUUCAAUAACAACGCACGCGACAUUGCCACUUAUCUUGAAAGUAAGACUUUGCGAUUAUAAAUUUACUAUAUCGCCCAGUCACUUAAAAAACAUCACAAAACAAAACCAACAACAAAAUAAAACAACCUUCAAAAGUUAAACAUCUUUAAGUAUUGCUAUGCAAACAAAAAACAAAAA
Molecule: messenger RNA, 4961 nt
Organism: Episyrphus balteatus (marmalade hoverfly)
Lineage: Eukaryota; Metazoa; Arthropoda; Insecta; Diptera; Syrphidae
Gene: rdgA
Product: eye-specific diacylglycerol kinase
Exons: 18
Coding region: 1014-4844 (1276 amino acids)
Biological process (GO): intracellular signal transduction; lipid phosphorylation; diacylglycerol metabolic process
Molecular function (GO): protein binding; ATP-dependent diacylglycerol kinase activity
Source: RefSeq, a predicted model, not a curated record